This is a messenger RNA of Sinocyclocheilus anshuiensis, 5423 nucleotides long. Its product is annotated as YEATS domain-containing protein 2-like. The coding region runs from base 197 to 4216 and encodes 1339 amino acids. The transcript is spliced from 29 exons. Lineage: Eukaryota; Metazoa; Chordata; Actinopteri; Cypriniformes; Cyprinidae. Gene Ontology annotation, biological process: regulation of DNA-templated transcription. The record is from RefSeq and is a predicted model, not a curated record.
GUGUGUGUCAGAUUAGCAGCGACUUAUUUCUGUUAGUUGUUUUUAAACCUCUGCAACAACUAAUAUCAGUUUGUCAAGGAAAUAUAAUGACACUUGUAUGCUCAUAUAGUAGGGCUGUGUCUCAAAAUCUAACAAGCUGCCUACCUAGGACGCAUUGUUAGACAUUACAAGCAAGCAGUCCAACCAAUGAGUGAUCAUGUCUGGGGUGAAAAGGAAAAUAGAGGACAAAGAUCCUGACUAUGAGGACAUCACUCAAGUUCAGGAGAACAAGAGGAGUAAAGUGGUGGAGCAGAAUGCCUGUGAAGCUGCAGUGCAGAAGAUUGAAGUGAUCAUCAAGGAUCAGUUUUCUCUUGAGAUGAAGAAUAAAGAGCAUGAGAUCGAGGUUAUCGGGCAGAGGUUGAAUGAGGCCAGGAGAAUGAUGGACAAGCUCAGAGCGUGCAUUGUUGCAAACUACUAUGCCAAUGCUGGCCAGCCUAAAGUCCCCGAGGCCUCUAAAAGUGACCCAUCUGUGCUGAACCACCCUGCCAUAAAACGCUUCUUGGAUUCCCCCUCCCGCUCCUCGUCUCCACUGAACCAGAAUUCAGAGACCCCAUCACAGGUCCAGUCUGAGACCGAGUCCCUCAGCCAACAUGGGGAGGCUGGGGAGAGGGAGAUGGACAGUGGGAGAGAGGACGGCGCUCCACGUGAACGCCGACCUGGCAGGAACACAGGAAAAGACACAUUUGGUGUGCCAUCAUCCUUAGAGCAGCAUGUGACUUACCACACUACAGGAGAUGAGGCUUCUCGGCUCUACAUGAAGAAAACCAUUGUUGUGGGCAACGUGUCUAAGUAUAUUGCCCCUGAUAAACGUGAGGAGAACGAUCAGUCCACUCAUAAAUGGAUGGUGUAUGUUCGAGGUUCUCGCAAAGAGCCCAGUAUCGAUCAUUUUGUGAAGAAAGUCUGGUUCUUCCUGCACCCCAGCUACAAGCCCAAUGACCUUGUGGAAGUCAGUGAGCCACCAUUCCACCUGACCCGUCGAGGGUGGGGAGAGUUUCCUGUCCGUGUGCAGAUUCACUUUAAAGACCAACGGAACAAACGUAUCGACAUCAUCCACCACUUAAAGCUUGACAGAACAUACACAGGUUUACAGACUUUGGGAGCUGAAACGGUGGUGGAUGUUGAGCUCCACAGAAACUCACUAGGUGAUGACUUCAUCCCCUCUGCUCCCUCAUCUUCAUCAUCAUCAUCAUCAUCAUCAUCUUCCUCUCAUCUGCCAUUUGUGGGCGGGUCUGGUUCCUCCUGCACAGCUACCCAAGGCUCUCGGCGGCCCUCCUCUCACUCUCUGCACGCUCAUGAUGAUCAGCCCAGCUCAGAUAGAGUUCCAGGUGUGACUGUCAAGAGUGAGUCGGUGCGUUCUUCAUGUUCUGAGCGAACUUCACAGUCAAAUAGGUCUGAGAAAAUCACCCUUGGUUCCCACGGAAACUCAGCCUUUCAGCCAAUCACAGCCAGCUGUAAGAUAAUUCCACAAGGGCAAGUGCCCAGUCCCGCUGAAUCACCUGGGAAAUCAUUUCAGCCAAUUACGAUGAGCUGCAAGAUUGUGUCUGGUUCUCCUAUCUCCACCCCUAGUCACUCUCCUCUCCCCCGGACAUCAUCAUCCACGCCAGUGCACAUGAAGUCCAGCCCCUCAGUAAUAAAUAACCCCUACAUUAUCGUGGACAAACCAGGCCAAGUCAUUAAUAUGGCUGCAUCGACAUCUGCAGCUACAGGUAGUCCGAUGGCCAAGCAGAGCAGCACAGCCCAUGGUGCUCGAUCACCUGCUCCUAAAGUUCACACCAGCAGCUUCCUGUCCUCUGGGGUCAAGGUUAUAAUCAAGCAAGAACCAGGAGAGGUGCCCACCCAGCCGUCACCACAGCAACAGGUCGUCUCCACAGCAGCUUCCCAGCAGCAACAACAGUAUGUGACAGUGAAGGGAGGUCACAUGAUAGCCAUGUCGCCGCAAAAACAGAGUGGGGCAGGGACUGGAGGUGCCACACCCAGCAAGGUUUUGGGGAUUUCACUGGGCUCUGCUGUCAAACAGGUCUCUAUGAGCAGCGGGCAGAUCUUGGUCGCUAAGUCCAGCCCCUCUGUGUCCAAGGUGGUGGGCCAAAAGCAAGUGGUAGCACAGGGUGUCGCUAAAGCAAUCGUCAGUGGAGGAGGCAGCGGUGCAAGCGGCAUCACGGGACAGCAGGUGCAUGCUGUUACCAAGGCAGCAAGUGGGUCUGGAGGAAGUGGCAAGAGUGGAGUUAUGGCCACCUUACAACUACCAGCAAAUAACCUGGCAAACCUGGCUAAUCUGCCUCCGGGUACCAAACUCUACCUGACCACCAACAGCAAGAACCCAUCGGGCAAAGGCAAACUGCUACUGAUCCCACAGGGAGCCAUUCUGAGAGCCUCACACAGUGCAGGCCAGCAGUCUCAGAGUUCUGGUUCUGGAGGGUCACAUUCCUCCAGUGGGUCCUCAGGGUCUAUCAGCCUGCCUUCCAAUUUAUCCUACACUUCUUACAUCCUCAAACAGACUCCUCAGGGCACGUUCUUGGUUGGCCAGCCAGGGGGCUCUGGGAAACAGAGCUCUGGUGGUCACGUGGCAUCCAGUCCUGCAUCCAGUACCCAGCAGGCCAUUCGGGUCACAGCCGGACAGAAGGCAGCCAUAUUGGCUCAGGUGUGUAACAAAGUGGUGGGUGGGUCUCAAGGUUCUCAGGUGAAGCUGUCAGAUGGCUCAGUGAAGAUGGUAACAGCUGCCGCAGCAAGUCACCUGAAUAAACCUGGCACAACAACCCUGAGAAUGACGGGAGGUGUCAUCACUGCCACAAGCUCCACACCCAGUGCCACACCCACCUCUCAACAGUCAGCAGAAGCCACUGGAGGAUCGUCCUCUCAGCCGUUCCCUCAGACGGCUAAAGCGCCACCGCAGCACCCUGUGCUUGUAGCUGCCAAUCAAGCUGCGGUGAUCAGUGCAGCCAAGAGUGCCAGCUCUGCCGCCAACUCAGCAAAGAGUUCUGCCUCUGGCACCGGUGUGGUUGUCACAGUCGCAAAGAGCGUCAACGUGCCUCUCAUUAGCCUGUCGAAGGGGGCGGGGUCGUCUGUUGUGGGCGGGGCCAAAAGCUCCAGCCCAUCACUGGUCACUGCAGCGUCACUGAUAGGUGGAGGGACGGUCAGCGGGAAAACUGCUGCCGCCAUCUCAGGUAUGUUGAAGUUGCAUCCAGCUCAGUCCAGUUCCCAGCAGACAGUUCUCACCAUCCCAGCCAAUCAGCUGAAGCAACUCAGCGUGGGCAGUGGUUCCUCAGGGCUGCAGACCAUCUUGAUGCCUGUUGGCAAAGGUAACAGCACCCUUACGGAGCACAUAGAGAACAUGACACAACUUCUGACGGCCAUCGUGAAGAAAUUCCCUCUGAUUGUCCCUGAGAAAAAUGAGGACUCUCAUCCUUUCUGUGCCACCUCUGUGGAUCAGUACUACUCAUGGAACAUUGGCAAACGCAGAGCUGCAGAGUUGCAGCGAGCAGUGGCUGUGCGCCGUGUGUGUGCUGAUCUGUUAGAGAGGACCCCUCGGCUUCAGGCCCUCACUCCACCCAGAACUAAAGAGGUGCUCCGCUGGUGCCGUCUUCGUGGUUACACGCCCCCUGACCCUGAACCUCAGCGCAUAGAGGAGGACUCCAUCGAGGACAUACUCACACAGAUCGACAGUGAACCUGAGUGCAGCUCGACUCUGACAGGCUGUGAGGAGCUGUCACAACGUCUGGAGCAACUUCAGAGGAUUCUGAAGGCGGAGCCUGAUGAGGAGGAUGAUAAGCUUCUUGACAUCAUCAGUGUGAAAGACAUAGAUGCUGCCAAGGUCAAAAUCAAACUGGAACAGGAAGAGGCCGAACAGGAACCCAAGUUCUUCUUGGGGCGCUGCCCAUCAACCCAGGUCAUCAGAGACACGGCGGAGCAGAUCGGCGUCACACUGCAGCAGGUGGAGGUGGAGAAGAAUGUUUUUGCUCCAGUCGUGGAGACCAUGAUUCUUAAGGCUGUGGAGCAGUUUGCCAGUGAAAUCCUCAGGGAGUCUUUGGCCAAUGCCUAUGGGAAAUCCCAACAACACAGAACUCCGAGAGAGAUAUCGGCUAUGGAUGUGCAUCAGGCCAUUAGCUCUAUUCCCACCUGUGAUUUUCUGACUAAUAGGUACAUGGGCAUCAUGGUGAAGGAUGAAAGCCACGCUGACUAACUUCACUCCUUGGCAUCUGACUACAAACAGACAGGUGGGCUGUCAUACAUAGACUCCUCCCCCUCACAUUCUGUAAAGGUGGAGAAUGUGCAAGGGCUGGCCAAUCACAGGUGCAAAUGCCCUCUUACUUGCCGUUGUCAUAAUAGAAGUAAGCCAUUAUUACGACAACAGCUGUGUGUUAUCUAUGAGGGUACUGAACCCAAACAGAGCUUCAUACGCCACCUGAACAGCAUUUGUUGCGUAUGGCUACAUCACUCUAUUUAUUCGUUUUUCAUGUUUCCUUUAUGAAUUCUGUGAUAUUUAUGAACUCUGGUCCAGUAUAUGUAACAGUACAAGUACAGUGUUAAUGAGCAGGUACAGUAGACAUUAUUCUAUUAUUCUACUUCUUUACUGGGACACUCAAAUCUCUGCUAAUGAAACCCCGGAUCACAUUAACCUGCUUUGCCAUUGACAGAGCUUUUGUUAGUCUUAUAGGAAUAGUUCACCCAAAAUAAUUUACUCACCCUCAUGUUGUUUAUAAUGGUGUUGGGUAAAUGAUGACAGAACUUCAGUUUUAGGCAUUUCUUUAAUCAGAAGUGCAGACAUUAAAUGAGCCACUGAACAAUUAACCGUACUGUUUUUCUGUUCUGAAAUGUCAUUAUCGAGCAGGAUUUAUUUGGAGAAGCUGAUUAGUUUUAUAUGAAAUCAUGGACUUAUAUGAGAACUUUGGGUGGAGAUUAAAUGUCCAUUUUGAGUUGCACGUCUUCACUAGGGCAAAGAAUGUCUAAGAAAAGUCUUAAUUGUGUUGUUUUCAUAUGAAUAUGAGUCAUUUUCGUACAGCUGUGGGAUAUAUGAAGGAUUGAACAGCAGUGAGUGUGCAAGUUUUAUUUCUUUUUUGUACCGUUUCUGUCAUUUGGGGGCAUUGAGAAAAAAAUGUGCAGAUAGACAGGAGGCAUUUGUGUAUUUGCUAAAACAAGCUGUCUUUUGUGUCCUCUGGUUUGGUGGGCUACUUUGUGUCAUACAGCUAGCAUCGGUUUAAACACAUCAAGAAACUUCUUCUGGUGUGUUUGUGUGGAUGGGAGAGAAUGUGUUGCUGUGUGUUAAUUCAGUGUUAAAGUCUUCACUUGUCUAACUGAACUCCUGAAUGUUUUUCCUUCACAUUGUGUUUCAAAAAAAGCUAUUCUUGUAUUAAAAAUGGUCAAUCUACCACAAAGAUGUAUCCAGCUGU